Molecule: messenger RNA, 567 nt
Organism: Closterium sp. Naga37s-1
Lineage: Eukaryota; Viridiplantae; Streptophyta; Zygnematophyceae; Desmidiales; Closteriaceae
Source: the annotation of a GenBank genome assembly
AUGGACGACGUGCGCCAUGCGCAUACGAGGGACGACGUGCGCCAUGCGCAUACGAGGGACGACGUGCGCCAUGCGCAUACGAGGGACGACGUGCGCCAUGCGCAUACGAGGGACGACGUGCGCCAUGCGGCGCGUGCGCGAGUGGUGCGCGAGUGCCGUGAAGCUCACAUCAUGGCUCACCGCGUCAACGCCGCUGUGCUUGACUUGCUCGGGGUGAGUGUGAGUGUGGUCCCCUUCCUUUCUCCCAUCCUUUCUCCCCUCCCUUGCCCACUCCACUCCCGCCGCCCUCCUCUGCUCUCCGCGUCGACGCGUGUGUUUCCAUUUGACGAGCUGCUUGCUCGUUUGCUCGUGUGUUUCCGCGUCACUGACUCCCGCCUCCCGACGUCCCCUUCUCAUCCUCCCUGCCCAUCCGUCCCCCCAUACAUUGGAGCAGGAUCUGCAGUCGCCAAUGAAGCGUGCAGCGGUGAUUCCAUGGGGGCGGAGGCCAUCCUGGCUGUUGUUGCUGCUGCCGCCCGUGCUGUUGGCUCACUAUCCAUCUGCUGCUCCUGCAUUUGGUUGUACCUGUAA